AUGUUAGAUGGGGAGUUGCAAGACGAAGCGAAGGCGAAAGCGGUAAAUGAGAUCAUCGCGGAGCUAAUCACAAAGCACAAAGACGGCAAGGAUGUGGAUCUCAAUCGUCUCAAAUGCAUUGUAUCGUCACGUCAUGGCCUGAGCCAUCAGCCUAAGCUGGUGGAUAUUAUUGCUGCAGUGCCAGCGGAACACAGGAGUUGGCUUUUGCCAAAGUUAAAAGCCAAGCCAAUUCGAACAGCGAGUGGCAUUGCUAUUGUUGCAGUUAUGUGUAAACCUCAUCGUUGCCCACAUAUUAAUUUCACCGGUAAUAUCUGUGUGUAUUGUCCCGGUGGUCCAGAUUCCGAUUUCGAGUACAGCACGCAAUCCUAUACGGGUUAUGAGCCAACCUCAAUGCGUGCUAUCCGUGCACGCUAUAAUCCCUUCCUGCAAACGAGAAGCCGUAUUACACAGUUAAUGCAACUCGGACAUAAUGUUGAUAAAAUCGAAUUUAUAGUAAUGGGAGGUACAUUCAUGUCGUUACCAGAGGAUUAUCGUGAUUAUUUCAUUCGAAAUCUCCACGAUGCACUCAGUGGUCAUAUUAGCACUAAUGUUGCCGAGGCAGUAGCGUUCAGUGAGCGAAGUCGCGUGAAAUGUAUUGGUAUAACAAUUGAAACACGGCCCGAUUACUGUCAACCAAAGCAUCUCGAUGAGAUGCUGAGCUAUGGCUGCACGCGAUUGGAAAUUGGAGUGCAAUCAACGUAUGAAGAUGUUGCCAGAGAUACAAAUCGAGGACAUACGGUUUGUCUUCAUGCUACAUUCAUAGUUCUGAUUCUUUCGUAA
This is a messenger RNA of Gongylonema pulchrum, 819 nucleotides long. The record is from the annotation of a GenBank genome assembly. NCBI's taxonomy places the organism in Eukaryota, Metazoa, Nematoda, Chromadorea, Rhabditida, Gongylonematidae.